This is a messenger RNA of Durio zibethinus, 2028 nucleotides long. RefSeq names its product dof zinc finger protein DOF2.1-like. The record is from RefSeq and is a predicted model, not a curated record. Gene Ontology annotation, biological process: regulation of DNA-templated transcription. Gene Ontology annotation, molecular function: DNA-binding transcription factor activity; DNA binding. NCBI's taxonomy places the organism in Eukaryota, Viridiplantae, Streptophyta, Magnoliopsida, Malvales, Malvaceae.
UGGAUUAUUUUAUUAAGAACAAAGAAAAAAAAAGUGUGCUUUUUGUCCCGGUGUUUUCGAAACACGAGGUUUAUGCUAGUGUUUUCAUGUUUUGGUGUGUCGUAGGAGUGAUUUGAGUCGCAGAGUUUUUGGCGAUCAGAUAUGAUUUAGGGGAGGGAAGGAGCUGGUGGCUGGUGGCUGGUGGCUGGAGAUGAUGCAUGAUGGUGGUGGUGGAGAGUGGGGACCCCUAACUCCAGUGGACCCCACAGCAUAGUUGCAUCCACGCGAGAAAGGGUCCCACGAAGACAAGCGCCAACGGCAAUGUUAUACCUUAGCUUAGCUUUGCUAGGUUUUUCUUUCUCCCUCUAUCUUUGCUGAUUUCUCCAUUUCUUUUUUUUUUUUUUCGGUUUUUGUUCAACUAAUGAAAGCUUUUUCUAGGCGCAAGCCAAUCGCAUCCACCAUCUCGUACCGGAAACUAUCAUUACACUUCUGUAUAUCUCUCUGUCUCUGUCCCUUGAAUAAAAUAAAAUCAAAUAAACUAAUUUCAUUUCUUUACUCUCUCUCUCUCUCUCUCUCUCUCUCUCUCUCUCUCUGGGAGUGUUUGGGGUGUGGGGGCUAGCUUUUGCUUUAUAUAGUUAGGAGGGGGGGGAAGGUGCUGUCCUUACUUUUGUCUUCGCUUUGCUCUCUGCAUGACUUGAACUGUUAGCAAAAACAAGCUCCAUCUCUCUUCUUCUCUUUUCUUUCAUACUACCCUUUUCACUAUCUUUUCUUUGUACUACUAUUUCUCUUCCUGUUGAAUUUAAGAACCCCCCCGCAAAAAAAAAAAAAGUUGUAAUUCCUUUAGGAGUGUUGGGUAUUUUGCUUUCUUUUAGUUGCAUGGAUGGAUCCUUCAAGUGGACAACACCAGGAGAUGUCUAACCCUUCAUUGGAAAACAUGCUGGUUUGCUCAAAAGGACAGCAAGAGAGAAAGCCAAGGCCUCAACCUGAACAAGCUCUCAAGUGCCCAAGAUGUGAUUCCACCAACACCAAAUUCUGUUACUACAACAACUACAGCCUUUCUCAGCCAAGGUAUUUUUGCAAGUCAUGCAGGAGGUAUUGGACCAAAGGAGGCACACUGAGAAAUGUUCCAGUGGGUGGUGGGUGCAGGAAGAAUAAAAGAUCAUCAUCUUCAUCAUCAUCAAAGAGAAGCCAAGAUCAACCACUAACACCCCAUACCAACCCACUCACUAGCCACCUCCCACCUUUGAGUUACGACACCAAUGACCUCAGCCUGGCCUUUGCUAGGCUCCAAAAACAAUCUAGUGGGCAGUUAGGGUUUGAUGAUCAUGACCUUUCUAUUCUUGGAAACCCCACUAAUACCCACUGUGAUAUUCUUGGAAACCCUAGCCUUAACUGUACCGCUUCAGCUGCCAAUCCUGCCUUUCUUGAUGCACUCAGAAGCAACUUUCUAGGAACCCAGAACAAUUUUCAGAAUUUUCAGUAUGGAUUUGGAAAUGAGAACAUGGGGGAGGUGGAUAAUGGGGGUAGAAGUGUGGGUAUUAAUGGGGAAAUGAUGCUGCCAUACAAUAAUGAAGAAAUGAAUAACAUUGCAACAACAACAUCAGCUGUGACGGUGACAACAAUGAAGCAAGAGUUGUGUAAUGGUUAUGGUAGAGAAAGUGAGAAUAGAGUCUUAUGGGGUUUACCCUGGCAGCUUGGUGGAGAUGGUUAUAACAUGGGUGAUCUUGAUUCAGGCAGAGAAAGCUGGAAUGGACUCAAUUCAUCUUGGCAUGGACUUCUUAAUAGCCCUCUAAUGUAGAAAAAAAAUGGAGUGUUUUUCUUUUUCUUUUUCCUUUUCUUAAUGUCUGCAAGCAGCAUAGAAAGGCAUAGAGUUUUCUUCUCAUAUCAAAACUGAUAGUAUCUCAGUUUUUAAUCUCUUUUUGAGUUUUUUGUAUUAGGAGAUUUGAUUCGCUAGAAUCGUCAGCAUUUCCCAUUUGUUUUCUACCUUGUUUUUUAUCCCCUUUUCAUUCUAUCAUGGGUUGAUAAGCUAAUGAUAUUUCAAAUUUGUUU